AUGGAGCAAUUCAACUAUUUCAGAUAUGCUCUUCCGUUUGAAAGAGUGGAAAAUCCGAUUGAGAAAACGCUGUUAUUCCAAAGGAAUUGGCAUCAAUCGAUCACCGUUUCUGUGGGAUACUUCAUCCUUAUCAAAGUAAUCCAGCGGCUCAUGGAGCGUCGAGCUGCUUUUAAGCUUCGCUGGCCUUUGUUUCUUUGGAAUCUCUCACUUGCACUAUUCAGCAUCUGUGGUUUCAUUCGUUUCAGCGAGGAUCUAAUCUAUUCGCUGCUUUACAAAGGUGCUUACCAGUCGUUUUGUUACUCGGUACAUCCAAACGAUGUUGCUGCCUACUGGGCCUGCCUGUUCUUCUUUUCGAAAAUCGUGGAACUCGGUGACACGUUAUUUAUAGUGCUCAAGAAGAAGCCUCUCAUAUUCCUUCACUACUAUCACCAUGCUGCCGUGCUUAUCUAUGCCGCACAUUCCGGUCUGCAAUAUUACUUCGGAUUUCUUUUUUUGCUUUUUUUGAACUUUCUUGAAGAACUCAUAGUG
Gongylonema pulchrum is the source of this 528-nucleotide messenger RNA. NCBI's taxonomy places the organism in Eukaryota, Metazoa, Nematoda, Chromadorea, Rhabditida, Gongylonematidae. The record is from the annotation of a GenBank genome assembly.